AUGUUCAACUUCACGCCAUUACUGGGCGCUCAGGCGGAGUCGGCAGCGUCGCAGUCGCUGCUUGAACUCGAUGGAGGCAUCAAGGUGCUGGUGGACGUGGGCUGGGAUGCGGCAUUUGAUGCGCAGAGGCUAGACGCUAUAGAGAGGCAGACAUCCACCCUGUCUCUCGUACUGCUCACACAUGCUACCACCGAGCAUCUAGGCGCAUACGCGCACUGCUGCAAGCACAUUCCCCUCUUCAGCAAAGUGCCCGUCUAUGCUACCACGCCAGUGAUCAAUCUCGGUCGGACACUGUUGUUAGACUUGUAUGCAUCGUCACCGCUCGCGGCGUCCAUCAUACAUACCUCUUCCAUAUCGUCUUCGUCGACAACGAGCAAGGCCGACUCCUCGCCCAACCUCUUACUCCAACCUCCUACUCCAGAGGAGAUCGCCACGUACUUCGCUUCUAUCAAUGCGCUCAAGUACAGUCAACCACACCAACCAGUAGCGUCAUCAUGGUCACCCGCACUAGGUGGGUUGACCAUCACCGCAUACGGAGCGGGUCAUACGCUCGGAGGAACAGUAUGGCACAUCCAGCAGGGGCUAGAGAGCAUUGUCUAUGCCGCAGACUGGAACCAAGGUCGAGAGAAUCUGCUGCCGGGUGCAGCCCUACUGUCAGGAGGUCAAGAAAUCAUUGAGCCCUUACAGCGACCUACAGCGCUCAUCUGCUCCUCGAAAGGUGUGGAGAAGGCUCAAUCGCAGUCGCGAAAGGAUCGGGAUGGCAUGCUCCUGAGUCUUGUGAGGGAUACCAUUGCGCAAGGUGGCAAGGUGCUUAUACCCACCGACUCCUCAGCGCGCAUGCUCGAGCUGGCAUUCCUUCUGAAUGAGGCAUGGAAAGAGAACCUAGACGGGCCACAUGCGGCCACUUAUCGAAGCGCAAGGGUCUACAUGGCGAGCAAGAGCGGCUCCGCAUCCAUCCGUUAUCUUCAAAGCAUGCUCGAGUGGGUUGAGGAGUCUGUGAGAGCCGAAGCGGAGGCGCACCUUACGAAGACUAAGGGUUCAACCAACCCGCUGAACUGGCAGCAUGUCAAGUUGGUGGAGCGCAACAGCACACUCGAGAGGGCCGUGCAGCGGUCCCAGCCAUGUGUUUUCCUUGCAAGCGAUGCGAGCCUCGAGUGGGGGUUCUCCAGGUUGGCACUUGAGUCGCUUGCAACAGAUACCAAGAACCUGGUCAUUUUGACGGAGAAGUCGGCUCCCGGCAGCCCACCACAGUCGAGCAUUAGUCGACAGUUGUGGGAUCUGUGGCAGAGCCGUCAGGGUCAGGGUCACACUUCCUCGAGUGGCGCUCGGCUUGUGGACACAGAUGGCACGGCGAUUGGGCUCCAAGAAGCUAGCACCGCUCCGCUGAGUGACGCUGAGAGGGCGCUCUAUGAGACGUACAUCACCCGUCAACGACAGCUGCACAGCACAAUGCAAGGCGACAACACCUUAGCCGACGCAACAGCGCCCGAUGUCGCCGAACAACAAGACGAAGAGGAGUCUGAAUCAGAGGACGAAGAUGAAGAUGCCGAGCACCAAGGUCGUGCUCUUAACUUGUCGGCGCAAAUGACGCAGUCCAGCAAACGCAAGGCUGCCCUCUCAGACGCGGAGCUCGGCGUCAACGUCUUGUUGCGUGGCAAAAGCGUGCAUGACUAUGAUGUACGCAACAAGCGAGGCAGAGAGAAGAUGUUUCCUUUCGUCGCUCAUCGGACGAGGAAUGACGAAUUUGGCGACCUCAUCAAGCCAGAGGAGUACCUACGCGCCGAAGAGCGCGACGAGGUGAACGGCGUCGACAUGCGCGAUGGUAACAAGGAAGACCUCGCUGUCGGCAAGAAGCGGAAAUGGGAUGACGCUUCUACCUCCGGUCCGAAGGCGACGGGCGAGUCUGCGGGCAACAAAGCACAAAACGGUACACCUGGAGACGGCAGCGACGAAGAUGAAGAGAGCGACUACGAGCCCGAAGAGCUCAUGCCAGAAGGCCCGCAGAAAGUGGUCUUCACAUCCCGCAGUCUAGCCUUGCGACUUCGAAUAGCUCACGUUGACUUCGCCGGUCUGCACGAUCUUCGAGCAUUACAGAUGAUCAUACCAUUGAUGCGACCACGUAAGCUCAUUUUGAUCUCUGGCGAGCGAAGUGAGACACAGACGCUGGCUUCGGAGUGUCGGCGCUUGCUAACGGAAGGAACGGAGUCGGCGGGCACUGACAUCUUCACGCCGGCGGAGGGCGAGGUGGUGGAUGCGAGCGUUGACACGAACGCUUGGACGCUGAAGCUGAGUCGGCAGCUUGUGAAAAAGCUAACGUGGCAGAACGUCAAGGGUCUGGGUGUCGUGGCUCUGACGGGCAGAUUGGAUGCCGAAACGGCAGCAGAAGACGCGGUAAAGGAGGAAGAGGAGAACGCAAAGAAGAAGGUGAAGCUCGAAAGUGGCAACGAUGAACUUGUAAAGCCAGCAAGAAGCAUGACAGCCACGAGCGUUCCAAUCCUCGAUCUUCCCAACUCCACGGCGAACGCGGCUCAACAGCACCAGCGUGUCACACAACCCGUCCAUGUUGGCGAUAUGCGGCUCGCAGACCUACGACAAGCAUUGCGUGGAGCGGGCCAUGAAGCCGAUUUCCGCGGCGAAGGUACGCUGCUGGUCGAUCAGGCGGUUAUUGUACGCAAGUCCGCGAGUGGACGUAUUGAGAUUGAGAGUGCGGCAAGGGGUCUGCAGCAGCCAGAAUGGAGGACACGAGAGAAUACAGGCAGCUUCUAUGCGGUGAGAAAUGCUAUCUAUAGCGGUCUUGCGGUUGUUGCUGGCGUGUAA
Messenger RNA from Baudoinia panamericana UAMH 10762, 2817 nucleotides. RefSeq lists its product as uncharacterized. The coding region runs from base 1 to 2817 and encodes 938 amino acids. Lineage: Eukaryota; Fungi; Ascomycota; Dothideomycetes; Mycosphaerellales; Teratosphaeriaceae. Gene Ontology annotation, cellular component: mRNA cleavage and polyadenylation specificity factor complex. The transcript is spliced from 2 exons. Gene Ontology annotation, molecular function: RNA binding. Gene Ontology annotation, biological process: mRNA 3'-end processing by stem-loop binding and cleavage. The record is from RefSeq and is a predicted model, not a curated record.